GGAGGUCAGUCUGCCUUGCGUUUUGCUCGUUUGAGGAUGGAGAAACGACACAACUACGUGAGGAAGGUAGCGGAGACAGCUGUGCAGCUCUUCAUUUCUGGAGACAAGGUGAACGUGGCCGGUCUCGUUUUAGCUGGAUCGGCUGACUUCAAAACUGAAUUAAGUCAAUCCGACAUGUUUGAUCAGCGGUUGCAAUCCAAAGUGCUCAAACUAGUUGACAUUUCAUACGGAGGAGAAAAUGGAUUCAAUCAAGCAAUUGAGUUGUCAACUGAGGUCCUCUCCAAUGUGAAAUUCAUUCAAGAGAAGAAACUAAUAGGACGAUACUUCGACGAAAUCAGUCAGGACACGGGGAAGUACUGUUUUGGCGUUGAAGAUACAUUAAAAGCUUUGGAAAUGGGAGCAGUAGAGAUACUGAUAGUCUAUGAAAAUCUGGAUAUCAUGAGAUACGUUCUGCACUGCCAAGGCACGGAGGAGGAGAAGAUCCUGUAUUUGACACCAGAGCAAGAGAAGGAUAAAUCCCACUUCACAGAUAAAGAGACUGGCCAGGAACACGAACUGAUAGAAAGUAUGCCCCUUCUGGAGUGGUUUGCAAACAACUACAAGAAAUUCGGAGCAACAUUGGAAAUUGUUACAGACAAAUCACAGGAAGGAUCCCAAUUUGUGAAAGGAUUUGGAGGAAUCGGAGGUAUCUUGCGGUACCGAGUGGACUUCCAGGGAAUGGAAUACCAAGGAGGAGACGAUGAAUUUUUUGACCUUGAUGACUACUAGGUAGUCGACCUGGGUCCGGCAAAACGUGCCUCGCCCCUCCAGCAUCCAACCCAAGGAGCAAAACUCAUGGUGGAAAAAAAACACAACAGAUCCCUGCCUUAGAAUUGGAACAUUUCCAGAACUUGAUCCACGAGCAUUGGAUUUAAAAAAAAAAAGAAAAAAAAGGCAAAACCCUACACUUUGAUUUGUCAUAGUGUCAGUACAGCAGCAAACUUACUAAGUUCCUAUAUGCCACUUGGGACUAAUUUAAAAAAGAAUCCCAGUUUUUACUUUUACUCAAUGGUGAAAUUGGUUGCUCUUGUAUUUUAUGAAAAUGAUUUUUUUAACCUUCAUGAUACAUUAACUGCUGUAAACCUCUUCCUUCCCAAAUUAAUAGAAGUAAGAUCCUACUGGUUUCUUUUUACUUUUGAUUGGAGAAAUCAAUUGCUGCCUUUUGCAGCCCCCUGACCCAUUUACAUGGCAUUCUCAGCUUAGACUGCAGAAGAAGAAAACCGAAAUGAAAUCGGAGCCGGUCGUUCUCUUCCAAAGAAUGAGGAGGCCCUUUAUAUACCCAGAGUGCUGGCUUAUAAAUGUGUGGCUUUGCAAAUUCAGGUGGUUUUGGGGGAGGCUCACGGGCCAAACGGGCUUUAAUGUGUUUGCAGACGCAGCGCUGCUCGUACAAAGUAGGAACCGCGCUUCCUCGGUCGCAACGAAAACGCUGCUGAAGUCUUGGGCUUAAUUUGGAUUUGAGCAGUGCAGCCUUUCAGGAUUUAUUAUUAAUUAAUUUUUUUUUUUCAGUCUUGACAAAAAAUAAACAUGCGAUUUAAGUGAAGUAAGGUACACUUUGCUUUGUUCUGUUCCUCAGAAAAAAUUUUUGGUCGGGUUUGUUGGUUUUUUUUGUUGGUUUUUUUUUUUGGCUUUAGGACUGCGUAAGGUUUCCUUGAUUAUGUGAAUUUGAACCCACAGCUCUUUAAUGGAAGCGGGUAUUUUACAGGGCUAAUUAGUGAGGAGAGUCCUUAAUGGGAGCCUUAGUGCUGGUGCAUUUGGAGCUUUUCCUCCCCAUCCGUUGAGCUUUAGCAGGACCCAGUGGGGCCAUCCAUGUCCCAGCACUAAGGUGUUCUGCUCCCUUGGCCCACAAGUGUCCCGUGAAGCUGAUGCUGAACUUUGUUGCGCCCUUAAUGGGUUCAAACUUCUGCUUGAAGUUGCAUCAAGACUGGAGGAAGCUUAUUUUUUUUGUCCUGCCUGCUCUGUGGAGCGUUUCAACCGGCUACAAGUGGCGAAGGGAGGGUUUUUCAGACAGUCCCUCAGGCAGAGGGGGAGGUGGACCUUGGCACGAGAUAAUGCACAGGUAUUUGCUUUAUUUUUUUGGGUGUUACUGGGUUCCCCAACAUCAUGGUGCCCCAGGGGCUCUGUCCUUGGCUGGCUCUGGUGCAUCCCUCAAAAAGCAGCUUCUUUUCCAAGCUACGUACCUGCCUAUUUUUUUGUUGUUGUUUAAUUUUUAAUUUUUUCCGAUAAUCCUGUUUCACUUGAAUUGAGGGGGAGCUUGUCUUAAAUCUUCUGCCACGCUGUUCUUUGAGGUCCAAAAUUCCUGUCCUUGUGAGCAAUAGAGUUUGUCACCCCAGUUUCCAGCCCUGCAGAGGGCUUUGCUGGCCAUUUCCCAUCUCUCACAGAAGGUGUGACUGGGUGUGCUGUAGAUUGGUGCAAAAACCCAGCUCUGAGCACAUUUGCGGGUCUUCACAGCGGUAUGUUCUGGAUGUUGCCAUUGUAAAUGGGUCUAAUGUGACAUGACAAGACCAGAAAAAUUGGAUGUAAAUUUACUUUUUUUUUUUUUUUUUUUUGGAAUAUACUGCUUGUUGUUUCACAUGAUACAUUAGGGUAUGCAGCUCCUUUUUUUUUUGUAGUUUUUAUUUUUACUAUUUAAGUUUGGAAAUGAUGCCAAAUUUUUUUGUAUUUCUUUAAUCAAUGUGUUCUCUUCAGUGAUAUAUAUUGCAUUAUAUAUUGAUGUGUAUAUCAAUAUAUACUGAUAUGUAUUACACUUACACAUACAAACACGUUAAAACGGGGGUGAAAAAUCCUAGCCUUCGCAUACUAUUAUAGCCUCUGCAGAGAGAUCCCAAGCAGUGAUAUCUUGGUGUUGUGAUGUACAGAAAUGGAGAAGAGUAUUAAACCAUAUUUAAGAAUAUA
Calidris pugnax (ruff) is the source of this 2931-nucleotide messenger RNA. RefSeq names its product eukaryotic peptide chain release factor subunit 1. Gene Ontology annotation, molecular function: translation release factor activity, codon specific; sequence-specific mRNA binding. The coding region runs from base 37 to 768 and encodes 243 amino acids. The transcript has 6 exons. The record is from RefSeq and is a predicted model, not a curated record. Gene Ontology annotation, cellular component: translation release factor complex; cytosol. NCBI's taxonomy places the organism in Eukaryota, Metazoa, Chordata, Aves, Charadriiformes, Scolopacidae. Gene Ontology annotation, biological process: cytoplasmic translational termination.